Messenger RNA from Lachancea meyersii CBS 8951, 1674 nucleotides. The record is from the annotation of a GenBank genome assembly. Lineage: Eukaryota; Fungi; Ascomycota; Saccharomycetes; Saccharomycetales; Saccharomycetaceae.
AUGUCAAAGAAGGAGAACUUUGAACUGGUUGUCAACUCUUUCGAAGAAGGAGAGGCGACAACAAUACAUGACAUCGAUGCUGGGACUUUUCAAUCUUCCAAAGAACAGUCGCUGCCACUAGAAGAAAGAAUUGCACAGAGAAAGCUUUUUCCCCGGCAAGUAUCAAUGAUUGGCAUUGGUGGUGCUAUCGGAACGGCUCUUUUUGUCUCGAUCGGAACGCAGAUCAUUCAUGGAGGGCCAGGCUCACUUUUGAUAGCAUUUUGUUUGUGGUCGGUAGUAUUCAUAGGGCUUUCACAGUGCAUGUGUGUCAUGGUGACGUAUCUCCCAGUCACCGGUUCCUUUGUGCAUUUCACAGAAAGAUUCGUGGACAGUUCUUGUGGGUUUUCUGUUGGAUGGACAUAUUUUGUGUGCCAGGCAGCAAACGUAUGUUUCGAAAUAACCGCUGUUUGCCUGGUAGUGGAGUUUUGGACAGACAAAAUCCCGAAAGCGGCCCUGAUCUCGGCUCUUAUCGCUCUAUUUGGGUCUUUGAAUCUUUUCUCUGUGUUUAUUUUUGGGGAGGGUGAAUUUUACUUGUCAAUUGGCAAGGUUUUCUUGGCGAUCGGGCUGAUUUUCUUUACUAUUGUUGUGAUGGCAGGAGGAAACCCACAACAUAAGGUUCUCGGAUUCAAGAACUGGUCCAAUCCGGGUGCAUUUGCUGAAUACAUAUCCACGGGCUCGGUCGGGAAAUUCCACGGUUUUAUGUCUUGUUUGAUCUUUGCCUUGUACGUUUUCUGGGGUGUUGACUAUCUAGGAAACGCAGCUAGUGAAGCAAUGAACCCGAGAAAAGUUGUUCCUUCAUCAUUUCGGAAAGUUUUUGGAAGACUUAUCAUUUUUUACAUCGGGGGCGCGAUAUGUGUUGGUAUUCUUGUCCCUUUCAACGACCCCAGCAUGAUCAAAGCGAUAAGUGAGGGGGCAGUUGGGGCCGGGGCGUCUCCAUAUGUCUCUGCGAUGAAAACGCUUGGAAUAGGCGUGUUGCCUCACAUCGUCAAUGUACUUAUAUUGACCUCGAUUAUCUCAGCUGGAAACUCGUCUUUAUACUCGGCCUCAAGGGUUCUACAUCGACUGGCGCUUGAGGGUCAAGCCCCGAAGAUUUUCAAAAUAAAAACGAAAAGAGGGGUUCCUGUUUACUGCUGUGUUGCUGUUCUACUUGUUUGUGGAUUGGCCUAUCUUUCAGUUUCCAACAGCACGAAUAACGUUUUGACAUGGUUUCUGAAUGUUGAAACAGCCGCGAUGGCAAUUGUUUACAUUUUCAUUUGCGUGUCUUAUUUGCAGUUUGCAAAAGGUUGUAAGGCACAAAACAUCGAUCUCAAAACUCUGCCGUACCACAGUUCGUUUUUGCCCUAUUUAGGCUGGCACUCCCUUUUUUGGCUGGUUCUCAUGUUGUUCAUGAACGGUUACGCGGUGUUCUUGAAGGGUUCAUGGGAUAUCCAAAGUUUUGUCUUCUCCUAUUUCAUGAUUCCAUUUUUCAUUGUGUUGUUCGUCGGGCACAAACUCUUUAAGAAAACCAAGUUUGUAAAGCCGGCUGAGAUGGACCUGUUCUCUGGAAUUGAGGAGCUUGCAGAGGAGGAUGCAUACUGGGAAGAGAACCCUCCCAAAAUGAACUUGCUGGACAAGGCUUUUGGGUUUAUUUUAUAG